Drosophila takahashii is the source of this 2103-nucleotide messenger RNA. Its product is annotated as dipeptidase 1. Gene Ontology annotation, molecular function: metallodipeptidase activity. The record is from RefSeq and is a predicted model, not a curated record. Gene Ontology annotation, biological process: proteolysis. Lineage: Eukaryota; Metazoa; Arthropoda; Insecta; Diptera; Drosophilidae.
UCGAGUUGUGUGCCAAACGCUCGGCACCUGUCGCCAACAACACGUGUUGCGUUCCACUUGCGCUGCGCGUCUCCUUCGCGUCACACCCGCGUACACCGCGGCGUAUACGUUACGUUACGUAUUGUGGUGCAGCCAAAGGCGAAAUAAUAUCUGAUUAUUAUAGUUAUGUGAGCCGGAGAGUUGGAGAGUGCCUAAAAAGCCAGAAUUUCACAAGCACCAGCAGUGAUUUAACUCAUAUUAAAUUGUUGAAAAAAAGUACGGAAAAAUAGAGUGAACUUGUGGGCCAUAAGAAUGAUAAAUUGUUUGCCCAGUUUUGCUAGAAGGCGAAACAUCAUCAAUGUGAGUGCUGCGGAUUGUGUGCUCUUCCACUAGAGCUCCGUGCCGCUCGGGGGCAAUGAAAUCGCGGAAGCUGCCAAAGGGCUUCGUGCUUUGUGGCCUCAACUGUUUGACCUUUGUCUACUUCCCGCUCGUCCUGCCCAUCCUGCGAUGCUCGGCCGGAGCGGCGUCAGCAGGGGCGUCCGGUGCCGGUGGAGGGGGGGGCUCGAAGACCGCCGACGACUUCGACUACCGGAUGCAGCGGGUGCGGAAUGUCCUGAAGGAAGUGCCCCUUAUCGACGGGCACAACGAUCUGCCGUGGAAUAUCCGCAAGUUCCUGAAGAACCAGCUGAAGGACUUUCACUUUGGCGGCGACCUGCGCGAGUUGGCUCCCUGGUCGUCGAGUGCCUGGAGUCACACGGAUCUGCGCCGGCUGAAGGAGGGCAUGGUCUCGGCCCAGUUCUGGUCCGCCUACGCCCCCUGCUCGUCGCAGCAUCUGGAUGCAGUGCAGCUGACGCUGGAGCAGAUCGACCUGAUCCGGCGACUGGUCAACCUCUAUCCGCAUCACAUGGCGCUGGUCACCACGGCCUCGGGCAUCGAACAGACCCAUCGGACAGGGAAGAUCGCCAGUCUGAUUGGCGUGGAGGGCGGACAUGCCAUCGGCACCAGUCUGAGUGUCCUGCGAAUGUUCUACCAACUGGGCGCCAGAUACUUGACUCUCACUCACACCUGCAAUACACCUUGGGCGGACUGCUGCAAAGUUGACGAACCGGGAAAGUACCCGCACAUAGGCGGCCUCUCGCAGUUCGGCAAGCUGGUGGUCAAGGAGAUGAACCGACUGGGCAUGAUUGUUGAUCUGUCGCACGUGUCGGUGCCCACGAUGCUGGACGCUCUGGCGGCCUCGAGCGCCCCGCUAAUAUUCUCGCACUCCUCGGCGCACGCCAUCUGCAACAGUUCCCGCAACGUUCCCGAUCAUGUCCUGCAACGCAUUGCACUAAACGACGGUCUGGUUAUGGUCGCCUUUUAUCCGCAUUUCGUCAGCUGCUCGGGACAGGCGACACUGCACGAUGUUGUGGCGCAUAUCAACCACAUAAGGGAGGUGGCCGGCAUCGAUCAUGUGGGCAUUGGAGCUGGCUACGACGGAGUCAACUUAGUGCCCAAAGGACUGGAGGAUGUGUCCAAAUAUCCGCAUCUUUUUGCCGCCCUGCUCGAGUCUGAUAAAUGGUCGGAGGAGGAUAUUGCCAAGUUGGCUGGCAGGAAUCUAAUACGUGUAUUCAAGAAAGUCGAAGCGGUGCGCGAUCAGAUGGAACUCCUGCGAGUGGCACCCAUUGAUCAGUCAAUUCCAGCCGAAGACAUUAUGGGCCGAUCCUAUUGUCGUUAUCAAGGACCAAGAACGUGAUAAUUUCUCCAUUUGUAAAGUUCACCUUCACCCCAUCAGCAUAGCGUUUCAUUCAUCGCAGCCCCGUGGCGAAAAUGGCAAAAAAUUAUGUCAAGCGUACGUGUUGUAAAGUGAAACUUGUUUUAGGUUAAUUGACAAAGUUUUCCUCCUCCCUGCUACUGUUGUUGUUGUUGUUUUUGUUAUUGUUUGUGUGCCUGUGAGUGCGUUUGUGUGUGUGGCAUGAUGCUGCACAAACACAUGCCCACACGCACACAUUCGGAGGAAAAAACGCCGACAUUUUGCAAUCGCUCAGCGUCGAGCAGCUGGGCAACUGCUGUUGCAGCACUGAGAAAAAAUAUUAUUAAAUGUUAUUAUAAUUAAACAAUUUUUAGGGUCUUACCAACACAAAA